This is a messenger RNA of Sciurus carolinensis (gray squirrel), 4048 nucleotides long. RefSeq names its product paired box 6 (gene Pax6). The record is from RefSeq and is a predicted model, not a curated record. Gene Ontology annotation, biological process: anatomical structure development; regulation of transcription by RNA polymerase II. The transcript has 10 exons. Gene Ontology annotation, molecular function: DNA-binding transcription factor activity, RNA polymerase II-specific; RNA polymerase II cis-regulatory region sequence-specific DNA binding. NCBI's taxonomy places the organism in Eukaryota, Metazoa, Chordata, Mammalia, Rodentia, Sciuridae. Bases 3162 to 4022 code for a protein of 286 amino acids.
GCCUCAGGUCCUUUGCGGACUUCAGGCUGGAGGCGCGGAUCCGCGGGUCAGGGGAGGGCGCAGAGGCUUGCGGCGCCAGCGCUGGCCUGGCCGCCCUGCCCGAGGGAAGAGGCCGGAGACCUGCGCCGGUAGCCCUAGAGGGGAGGAUGUUCGCUCUGCUGUUCUAGAUCCUGGAAUAGUAGGGGCUGGACUCUUCAGAACAGCCCGCCCGAGUUUUCGAAGCUGCGGUAGAGAAACCCCAUCCCCCCAAAUCCUGUAACUCACACCCCCUCCCCGCCCCUGCCCGGGCUCUGACCCCAGGGAGAGGGGCUGGGCUGAACAGGGCGGGGCGAAGGCUUCUCCCGGUGGCGCGACCAGAAGGAGGCCCCUUUGGACUUAGCCAAGACUGAACGUCUCCACCGACAGGGCGGGGUGGGGGGGCUUCUCUCCCCUAGUCACUCUGAGGACAGCUCCUCCCCUCUCUACCCGGGCUGUGGGCCUAGAGGGAAGGGGAGCAGAGCACCCAGGCCUGGAGCACCCGCACCAUGGAGCUGAUACAAGGCGCCAGCAAGAGCAGGGUUUCCUGGGUCUGCGAAGAGAGCAGAGGCUGCUCCCAGUAACUGGAAAAGCCCUGCCCUGGCGGCCCCAGCUGCAUGGGUCCUGGUCUUCCCAGGCCCGAAGUGCCUUUCAUCCCCCCCCCCGCCCCCGCUUUUGUGCCUGCCUUUUCCCUUGCCAGACCCCUUGGGUCCCCACCCACCUUCCCACUCAGUCGGUGGGUGCUGGUAUGUGGCAGGGCUAGCUUAGAGCUCGGGCCUUGUAACCUCGAGGCCCAAUGAAACCAGGCCCAGUAGAGGUCAGGAGUCCGUACGUGGUUUAAGAAUACAACUGUACUGGGAGAGUGGAAGGCCUAGGUCUUUAACCUGCUCUGUCGAAACGCCAAAGACUUAAGAUGGUCCUCAGCGCCUGAUCCAUCUCUUCUGGAGGCGCUGGUCGCCCCCUGGUGCCGCAGGGGAUGCUGGGUGCGAAGCUCAGGAAAAGGCACGAAGGUGGUGUAGAUUUGCCCUGAGAGCUCAAAUUCCCCAACCUCAAGCUCUAGGGUGGGCCGCUGCGCAAAGCCGUGAGCUUUUGCGGCUGCGGCCAGACCGGCGGGCCCCGAGGGGCGCGAGGUCGCAGGACAGCCCGCAGGGCUUUGUGCUGCUAGUUCCCGGGUGUGCACAAGGCGCAGAGCAUCCAAAUUGACACCAUAUGUUUUCUUAUUAGAUGCUUCGCGGUCGAAUUCUAGGCGCAUAAUCAUCGCCACUGGGCGAGAGCGCCAGCGGUCCCUAGGGAAGGGACACAAUGAUUGAGGCUUAACCUCUGAAGGGGAAUUUAGAGCUACGCUUCCUCGCUGCCAUUUCGAUGCUGGCAGAGGCGCUCGGGCCCUGGCGUCUCCUGGGCCAGCACCCGCCGGCCGUAGCUAUGGAGGUAGCAGGCACAUUCUUUUUGCGGUGGGGGAAGAAGGAGGGAGGUCUAAGAUUAGGCGGACUCACACGCACUGGCAUUCGUAGACUGGGAAUUGCCUGGCUAUGCAGGAAGUUUGGAAAGUCUUGGUUUCUCUGGGACAGCCUUUCUUUUUACAUAAAGGCUCCUUCUGCCCAGAGGUGGGCCUCGGCGGCUGGAGCGGUAGACAGGAGUUGGGAGGCAAAGGAAGGCAGUAAAGGGAAUUUAGAAGAAACCGGAAGCAUAGGCUAGGCCUUGCUCAGUUGGAGAAGAGGUGUCCCAUCAAUGUCCCGGCCUGCGCUUGCCCCGGCCGGAGCCCAGAUCUCCCAAACGCCUGUCACUUCUCAUAGAGUUGAGGCUCCGGCCCCCCCCUUCAGCUAACUCCCCCCCCCCCAGACCCGAGCCUUGGGCUAUCCUGAAAACGCGGCUCCCCUCGAAGGGGAAACGAGUGCAGUUCAAUCUCGUCUGAGUGAUCUACAAAUAGGGACGGAAAGGGUCGUUUUAUCACGGUCCCGUUUGUCGUGACGAUGCAAUUUCCCGGAGCGGAGCACUGUCACAAAGUGACAAGGCUGCCACAAGCGCCCCGACUGAUCUUUUCAAUUAGCCUUCCAUGCAUGAUCCGGAGCGACUUCCGCCUAUUUCCAGAAAUUAAGCUCAAACUUGACGUGCAGCUAGUUUUAUUUUAAAGACAAAUGUCAGAGAGGCUCAUCAUAUUUUCCCCCCUCUUCUAUAUUUGGAGCUUAUUUAUUGCUAAGAAGCUCAGGCUCCUGGAGUCAAUUUAUCAGGAGGCUCCAAGGAGAAGAGAGAAGAGAGAAGAGAAGAGCCGAGCAGGGAGCCACAUCUUCUCCUGGGAGGGCUGCUCUCUAGAGUCGGGGCUGCAGGUUGGAGAUUUUUAAGGAAGUGGAAAUUGGGGUUUGGCUUUUAUUUGCGAGUCUGCGGUUUCCGAGGAAAGGGCUGCAGAAAGGUGCUCUCUCCCUGGCCCUGUUCUCUAAGAUCAGACAAUGGAAUGAGGUUGUGAGAUACAAGAUGAAGGAAGGUUGGGGGACACUGAUGUGGUCUUUAUCUUUUCUGUUUUUUAUUUAUUUUUAUUUUUUGCUAAUAUCUUUUCUGGGCUGAGGGGAGGGCGGAGUCCAGCAGCUGAAGUAGAGCGAGCAGUAGCGGGUGCGAAGACUGCGGGCUCUCGGCCCUACUUGCGGCAGGCUGACUACUCUGCUUGGAGCCAAGCGGAGGUUCUGACCCUCUUGCCUGCUGUGGAGGCGUGGAGACCUAGACUGGGGUUCACUAGCCACGGAUUUGUCGCUUUGGUUCUUCUCUGCUCCUCUCUUUUCCCAUCUAUUAAAACAAAACAAACCAAACAAAACAAUACAAACCCCGAUGCUGUGCCGCGCCUUCUUCAGAGUUUAGAUGGUGACGCAAACGUUUCUGGGAGCGCUGCAGGGCUGUAGGAUCCCUGUUCCAACACUGCAGAAACCUUGGAGAUUCAGUAUAGGCUCUGUAGAACCCACGGUCACAGCGGAGUGAAUCAGCUCGGUGGUGUCUUUGUCAACGGGCGGCCACUGCCGGACUCCACCCGGCAGAAGAUCGUAGAGCUAGCUCACAGCGGGGCCCGGCCGUGCGACAUUUCCCGAAUUCUGCAGGUGUCCAACGGAUGUGUAUCAUCAAUCAACAGAGUUCUUCGCAACCUGGCUAGCGAAAAGCAACAGAUGGGCGCAGACGGCAUGUAUGAUAAACUAAGGAUGUUGAAUGGACAGACCGGAAGCUGGGGCACCCGCCCUGGUUGGUAUCCCGGGACUUCAGUGCCAGGGCAACCUACACAAGAUGGCUGCCAGCAACAGGAAGGAGGGGGAGAGAAUACCAACUCCAUCAGUUCCAAUGGAGAAGAUUCAGAUGAGGCUCAAAUGCGACUUCAGCUGAAGCGGAAGCUGCAAAGAAAUAGAACAUCCUUUACCCAAGAGCAGAUUGAGGCCCUGGAGAAAGAGUUUGAGAGAACCCAUUAUCCAGAUGUGUUUGCCCGGGAAAGACUAGCAGCCAAAAUAGAUCUACCUGAAGCAAGAAUACAGGUAUGGUUUUCUAAUAGACGGGCCAAAUGGAGAAGAGAGGAAAAACUGAGGAAUCAGAGAAGGCAGGCCAGCAACACCCCUAGUCAUAUUCCUAUCAGUAGUAGUUUCAGCACCAGUGUCUACCAACCAAUUCCACAACCCACCACACCUGUUUCCUCCUUCACAUCUGGCUCUAUGUUGGGCCGAACAGACACUGCCCUCACCAACACAUACAGCGCUCUGCCACCCAUGCCCAGUUUCACCAUGGCAAAUAACCUGCCUAUGCAACCCCCAGUCCCCAGCCAGACCUCCUCGUACUCCUGCAUGCUGCCCACCAGCCCUUCGGUGAACGGGCGGAGCUAUGAUACCUACACCCCCCCUCACAUGCAGACACACAUGAACAGUCAGCCCAUGGGCACCUCGGGCACCACUUCAACAGGACUCAUUUCCCCUGGGGUGUCAGUUCCAGUUCAAGUUCCUGGAAGUGAACCUGAUAUGUCUCAAUAUUGGCCAAGGUUACAGUAAAAAAAAAAAAAAAAAAAAAAAAAAAA